Molecule: messenger RNA, 321 nt
Organism: Vigna unguiculata (cowpea)
Lineage: Eukaryota; Viridiplantae; Streptophyta; Magnoliopsida; Fabales; Fabaceae
Product: tetraspanin-3 pseudogene
Source: RefSeq, a predicted model, not a curated record
AUGGUGGUGUCCCUGGUGGGUUUCAUCGGCGCGUGUUACCGAAACAAGUUUCAGAUGCGGCUGUACCUGGUGGUGAUGUUCGUGGUGAUUGCGGUCUUGAUCGACUUCAUCAUAUUCGCGUACGUAGUGACAAACAAAGGGUCGGGUUGGAGGGUGAUGAACCGGGCGUAUUUGGAGUACUACUUGGAGGACUAUUGGAAGAUAGGGUCAUGCAUUAAGGAUUCCCAUGUGUGUGUGAGGAUGGGGAGAACCAUUAAUGGAGUUUGUGAAACGGCUGAAAUGUUCUACGUUAGACACCUCACACCUAUUCAGGUUCCAUAG